Molecule: messenger RNA, 2665 nt
Organism: Danio aesculapii
Lineage: Eukaryota; Metazoa; Chordata; Actinopteri; Cypriniformes; Danionidae
Product: gastrula zinc finger protein XlCGF57.1-like
Exons: 3
Coding region: 123-1340 (405 amino acids)
Source: RefSeq, a predicted model, not a curated record
GGCGUGUGACGUCAUCAGUCGGCACCCGAUUCAGCGCUGUGAUUCAACUGGAGAAAGGAUAACGUGUUCAAACACAGAGAAAAACUCCUGCUGAAGCGACUGAUCUCCACACUCUUAUAAAGAUGGCGUUUAUUAAAGAGGAGAGUGAAGAUGUGAAGAUUGAAGAAACAUUCAGAGUCAAACAUGAAGAUCUGCAGGAACAAACAGACCUAAUUGAAGAGAAUGAGGGGAGGAAAGAGGAGGAACAUCAUGUGAAAAUUGAGGAAAAAACUCUUUUACAGACUGAUGGUAUUUUGAAAAGGAGAGAUAAGAAUCGUUUCACCUGCACUCAGUGUGGAAAGAGUUUGGCAAGCAAAAGCAAACUUAGGAUUCACAUGAUGAUCCACACUGGAGAGAAACCAUUCACUUGCACUCAGUGUGGGAAGAGUUUCAGCCAAUCAUCAUCCCUUAAUAAACACAUGAUGAUCCACACUGGAGAGAAACCAUUUACUUGCACUCAGUGUGGGAAGAGUUUCAUCCACUCAUCAUCCCUUAAACUACACAUGAUGAUUCACACUGGAGAGAAACCAUUCACAUGCACUCAGUGUGGGAAGACUUUCAGCAUAUCACCAUCCCUUAAUCUACACAUGAGGAGCCACAGUGGAGAGAAACCAUUCACAUGCCCUCAGUGUGGGAAGAGUUUCAGCCAAUCAUCACACCUUAAUCAACACAUGAGGAUCCACACUGGAGAGAAACCAUACACAUGCACUCAGUGUGGGAAGAGUUUUAACUGCUCAUCACACCUUAAUAAACACAUGAGGAUCCACACUGGAGAGAAACCAUACACAUGCACUCAGUGUGGGAAGAGUUUUAACUGCUCAUCACACCUUAAUAAACACAUGAGGAUCCACACUGGAGAGAAACCAUACACAUGCACUCAGUGUGGGAAGAGUUUCAGCCGUUCAUCAUACCUUGAUCACCACAUGAGGAUCCACACUGGAGAGAAACCAUUCACAUGCACUCAGUGUGGGAAGAGAUUCAGCCAAUGGUCCUCCCUUAAUCACCACAUGAGGAUCCACACUGGAGAGAAACCAUUCACAUGCACUCAGUGUGGGAAGAGUUUUAACUGCUCAUCAGACCUUAAUAAACACAUGAGGAUCCACACUGGAGAGAAACCAUACACAUGCACUCAGUGUGGGAAGAGUUUCCGCCAAUCAUCAUCUCUUAAUCACCACAUGAGGAUCCACACUGGGGAGAAACCAUUCACAUGCACUCAGUGUGGGAAGAGUUUCAGCCAAUCAUCAUCCCUUAAUCACCACAUGAGUAUCCACACUGGAGAGAAACCAUUCACUUGCUCUUAAGUCCCGGUCACGCUGGACUUUUCUCCCCAUAGACUUCUAUUCAUGUGCACGCGAAUGCGUCAGACCGGAAACGCAAGUUUGUGUGUCAAGUUUCGCAGUUCAUUGCCUUGCAAAGUUCAAGCUUGGUGAACUCUGACCUGUGAAAUCACAUCACUUGAAUGUGUGAAACCAAUCGAAGAUCAAAACAUGACCUCUCUGGACAGAAAUUUUAAAAUAUGGACCAAUCGCUCACUUUUUUAGUGUCUAAUCAUCUUGUUUAAUCCCGCCCCUUUUCGCAGCGCCUUACAACAGAAUUUUGCUUGCUCAAAUUCUAAUGUGACCGCAGCUUCAUUGUGGGAUGAGUUUAAGCAACUCCUCAGACCUUAAUAAAUAUAUGAAGACCCACACUGGAGAGAAACCAUUCACAUGCACUCAGUGCAGGAAGAGUUUCAACCGAUCAGCAAACCUUAAUGAACACAUGAAGAUCCACACUGGUGUGAGAGAGUAUAUGUGCUUGGAGUGUGAGAAGACUUUUGUUACAGCUCCAAAAUUGAAACUGCACCAGACGAUUCACACUGGAGAGACCGAACAAGUGUUCACACUGUGACAAGAGAUUUAAUCAGUUAACACAUCUGAAAACACAAGAGGUUUCACACUGGAGAGAAACUGUACAGAUCAUUCGGCACAGCUUAAGAAACACAUGGACAAAAAGUUGCACACAUCACAUGAAUGCAGCAAAACAUUUUCUCUGUGCACAGGAUGUUUCAUGUCUAAAUAAUGUUUGAAAAGGCUCAGUUUACUGUUUUCCAACACUCCUACACUGCAGUAGGUGGGGUUGUAAAUGUGUUUCGUUUACCGUAAACACAAUGAUGGCGGCUGAGAAAAGAACAGUUUCAUAAACAUCUGGUUAACAGCACCUCUGCGGCUUAAAAUCUCUUUGCAAGUGAUUGUACAGGUGCGGAUACAUCUGUACUCCACUCUCCAGUGUAUUCAUGUAGCCAGUGUUGUUUUAGAUGAUGUUCUCUGUCUGACUCCCUGAUCGAAAAAUCCAGAUUGGAGUAUGUGGUAAAUCCUGAUUGGAUGCCUGCAUUACUCAUUAAUGAGUAUAUAAAAGUUGUUGUGCUAGCUACCCCAGGACACUGUGGCUACUUGGGAGUCCUCAUGUCAAGACCUGCCAUCUCAUUGACUCUUUAAUCUUAUGCACUACUAAUGUCAUCUAGUUAAAGUGUUGUUGUGAUUAUAUCCUAAGUUCUUUAUCUUCAUUAUUAUCCCUAGACAUUUGUUGGUUGCUUUGAUUGAUUGUUCUAUGAGUUACACUUUAUAAUAAAUAAUUUGCAUUCAGGCUA